AUGUCCUAUGAGACGCCGGACUGGUUCUUUCCUGUGAAGCCCUUCGACCCCAAGGGCGACGGCGUGUCCUUCCCGAGAUGGGAUGAGCCGCUAGGCGCUGAUGAUCGCCCCAUCGCCAACGAAGAUGUGCUUCAGGGCGAGCAGCUGUGGAGGGUGCGGUACCAGGUGCGGGCGCAAGUGAGGCCCAACCCCCAGGAGCAGGAGUUCGACCCUUUCCGCACGAUCAUGCACAUGUUCACUGGGGAGGAGCAUCCGGACCCCACCAGCCCAGUGAGCAUGGGUUGCGUGAACUGA
Effrenium voratum is the source of this 294-nucleotide messenger RNA. The record is from the annotation of a GenBank genome assembly. NCBI's taxonomy places the organism in Eukaryota, Dinophyceae, Suessiales, Symbiodiniaceae.